This is a messenger RNA of Didymodactylos carnosus, 1014 nucleotides long. The record is from the annotation of a GenBank genome assembly. NCBI's taxonomy places the organism in Eukaryota, Metazoa, Rotifera, Eurotatoria, Philodinida, Philodinidae.
AUGAGCUCUUGGGAUGGAGAAUGUCGUCGUAAAUUGAACGAUGAUUUUGAAAAUGUUUUUCGUGAACAUGAUCGUUUAAGACAAGAUCUUAAUUCUGAUCAAAAUCAACAAUAUCAAUUACUUUUAAAUUCCAUUGAUAAAUGGGAACAAAAUGCUAUAAAAAAAAUUCAAAAAACAGCUAAAAAUGCUCGCAAUGAUGCUCAAAAAUUAUUAAAAGAUACUAAUCAACAAUUACAACGUGUUUUAAAUGAUACAGUUACAGAAGAAUUACGUGAUGCAUUAGAACAAAAAAAUAAUUUUACUGAAUUUCAUAUUAAUAAAUGGUUGGGAUAUUUAUCUGAAAUUCGUAAACAAUUAGAAGCAAUUUCUUCGACAGUCAAUUUUACACAUCAUAAAGUGAUUCAUUUAAUUAAAAUAAAACGAAAAUUUUCCUUAAGCAGAUUUGGACAAAUUAAUCUUGAUUAUCAUCAAUUUGAUUUUGAAAAAAUUUGUGGUCAUCCUACUUUUUAUAAUACUGAACAUCUUAUUAAUACUGAUCGUCCAGCAACUAUUGUUAGUCAGAAUACUUAUUCUACUGGUACACAUUAUUUUCGUUUUCGUGUUGAACAAACUACUAAUGAAUUAUUUUUUGGAAUUAUUAAUAAUACAGAUAUUGAAAAAUUAAAACAAAAUAUUCAUCCAAGACCAUCAAUUCAUGGUUGGUGGAAUAUUGAUCGCUGUGUCCUCAAAGGUCGAAAAGAACCAUAUGUUUCUUCACUUAAUAUAUAUAAUGGUGAUGAAGUAAUAUUAAUAUUAAAUUGUGCUGCACGUGAAAUAUUUCUGGAAUAUCCAUCAAUGAGUAAAUUAAAUUCAAUAAAAUUAGCCGAUGAUGUACGCGAUUGUUUACCAUGGCAAGUAUUAAUUGAAAUAGGAAAACCUGGCGAAUGUUUGCUUAGAUUAGUCGAUUGGGGUACCACAGCUCAUGUAACAAAUCAACCAAACAGACAAUUUCAUUGUUUUUGUACAUCUAAUUAA